AUGAAGAUGUUAUUAUAUGUUUCAUGCUUGGUUUGUUAUUAUAGUUUAAUAGAGUCCAUUUACAGUAGGUUUAAGAUGUGGCAUGCCGCUCUUUUGCGGUUUAUCAGGCGACGAUUAGUUUUAGGAAUAAUUUUUGCAUCAUCAUUGACCUAUUGCAUUGUUAGUUUCCUCAAGGAGGGUAACAAUAAAAAUAUGGUGUAUCAAGAUGUGUCUAUAGAACAUAAACCAUUCGUAUGGAGAACACUUCAAGAGCACAAUGAAACUCAAGAUACUUUGUGUAGAAACUCAAUUCAAGGAAAGUCUUUACUUGUGGAUGACCGAGGUUAUGUAUGCCAAAGAAUGGAUUUGGCUAAGAAUGGGUGUUGCAACACAGAAGCUAAAUAUACUCAGAGGUAUAGCUGUAAAUCAUGCAAGAAUAACAACUGUUGUGUUAUUUAUGAAUAUUGUGUAUCCUGCUGUCUCGAUCCCAGUAAGAGGAGUUUGCUAGAGUUGGUGCUGUCAAAACUGUCAGCCGAGGAGAAGGUUUUGUUCCGUUCAAUAAGUGAUGAUUAUGAGUUAUGUCUAACAAAGUGUAGAACGAGUUCUCAUAGUGUGCUUCAUGAGAAUUCCUAUAAAGAUCCCAGUCAUAAGCACUGUUUUGGCGACAGAACAAAUUCAAAGCAAACAGACUAG
This is a messenger RNA of Danaus chrysippus (African queen), 672 nucleotides long. The record is from the annotation of a GenBank genome assembly. Lineage: Eukaryota; Metazoa; Arthropoda; Insecta; Lepidoptera; Nymphalidae.